Oppiella nova is the source of this 957-nucleotide messenger RNA. The record is from the annotation of a GenBank genome assembly. Lineage: Eukaryota; Metazoa; Arthropoda; Arachnida; Sarcoptiformes; Oppiidae.
AUGCUAUUUUUGCUGACGGUCUCCAUAUUCACGCUUCGGCUGUAUUUUCGCGUCACUUGCGGUGUCUGUAAGAGCGCGAGGGAUAUGAGUGGGAAAGUAGUAGUUGUGACGGGAGGUAACACUGGGAUCGGCAAAGAGUUAGUGCGAGAUUUGGCCAAAAGAAACGCCAAAAUAAUCCUCGGCUGCCGUUCCAUCGAGAGGGGCCGGGAGGCGAUGCUCGACGUGAUGGAGUCGACCGGAAACACCAAUAUCUACGUCAAGAGGUGUGACAUGAGUUCCUUACAGUCGGUGCGAAUGUUCUGCGAGGAUGUGCUCGACUCGGAGGACAGACUCGAUGUGUUGGUGUGUUUCGCGGGUUCCGGCGCUCCCUUUGGCCGCCACCUCACCGAAGAUGGCGUGGAGAUGCAGUUCGCGACCAACCAUUUGGGGCACUUCCUCCUCGUCAACCUACUGCUGGAUCUGAUGAAGUGUACGCCCAAUUCGCGUAUUGUCAUCACCUCCUCGUCGGCCCAUCUCUUGGGUUCAAUGGAUUUAUCAAAUAUCACGCGAUUUGAUAAGUAUAUCAGUCAUCCAUUCGUCGCCUACUGUAACACCAAAUUAGCGAACAUUAUGUUUAUGAAAGAGUUGAGCGAAAGACUAGAGAAUACUGGUGUCUGUGUGAACGCAUUGCACCCUGGUACUAUCUACACGAAUGGCAUUCGACACAACAAGAUCUGGUACAUCAAACUGUUCCUAACGUUCCUCAGCUUCCUGUACAACAAGAGCCUCGAAGAGGGCGCACAGACUCUCAUCUACCUGUCCGUCUCGGAAGAGGUGGACGGAGUCAGUGGUCAGUACUUCACGGACUGUCGACAAGCGAAAUACAAUCCACUGGCGGACGACAGUUCCCUGAGGCGGGAGCUGUGGUCAGUGAGCGCACAGUUAUGCGAUUCGCAGCUCAAGAAAAGCCUUCUUUGA